Molecule: messenger RNA, 3230 nt
Organism: Drosophila ficusphila
Lineage: Eukaryota; Metazoa; Arthropoda; Insecta; Diptera; Drosophilidae
Gene: Rubicon
Product: run domain Beclin-1-interacting and cysteine-rich domain-containing protein
Exons: 4
Coding region: 132-2621 (829 amino acids)
Cellular component (GO): intracellular membrane-bounded organelle
Molecular function (GO): phosphatidylinositol phosphate binding
Source: RefSeq, a predicted model, not a curated record
GUCACACCGACAGGAAUCGCAAAAAAAAACCCAUUAAAAACAAUCAAAACAAGCGAAGAAUCUUAUAUUUAAAUCGCACCGCGAACAUGCCACCGUACCGCCCUCCGCCCCUUUGACAGUGACUGCAGCAAAUGGCCACGCCCCCGCCUACUUUUGCAGUAGACGUCGCAGAGGGCGCUGUGGACGCAGCAGCAAGCGACGCAGUUGAGCAUCCGCAGCAGCUUAAGCAGCGCCAACAACAACAACAGUUGGCGAGGAAUUCCCUGCUCGCAGAAUUGCGAAGAUCCACGAAUUUCUGGUUCCGGGCCAAGUCGACAGAUGGAGUCCAGUUCUUGGCCCAAAGUUGCACCCGGAUUCUGCAACAUGGACUGUUGCAGCCCGUGGAACUUCAGCGAUUGGCGGACGACUUUGAGUUUCUGCUGGCGAGUGCGGGAAACCAGCAGCCGCCGUCCAAGCCUUAUCCGCCUUAUCGCCCGGAAUCCGCGCGAGGCAGCACCCCAAAGGUCGCCGGAGUUGAGGAGUUCCUCGGCGAGUGGACGACCCGCUGCCUGCGCGCCCGCUGCCUGUCGCAGUGCCUGCAAACGCUCGUCUCCGAUCCGGAGCUGAUGGAGCUCUACUAUCCCAGCGAGGAGGCCUUCCUGCGGCGGUCCAGUGAGGCCACCGCCUUGUUCGUUUGCCUCACCGCCGUACAGCUCAACCAGAGCGGGCUGCUCGGCCAACUGGAGGUCAGGCAUCAGCUGCGCCACCGACGCACCUGCUCGCAGCCCAACUUCAGCAUCUCGCCCAAGCUGCAGGCGGUGCCGGAGGAGCGACUGCAGAAGCGCAGCUUCAUCCGGCGAUUGAAGAGCCUGCCGAAUCUCGGCCAGGAGGACGAGGAGCUGGAGGAGCGCACCUCAUCGCGGCGGCGCUGUCAAACGUUCAGCAGCUCGAGGAGCCGCCGGCCGACGAGGCAGGACUACCUGGAUGCCCCGUCCACCAGCUCGUGCUCCUCCAGCGACAGUCCCAGACGCAUUCAGCUGAUCAACUGUGAUGACAUCAAGAUCUGGACGGACCAGACGCCCCCUGAGAUGCCGCAGGAGAUGCACCAGGAGGGGAAGAGGCAGGAGACGCCGAAGACCAACGCCGCCACAUCGGUGGGCAGCUAUCUGGGCAGCUUCUUUGGCUCGCCGCCGCUGUACACCAGUUGGUUCCAGCGGGGAGUGGGCGAGGAUCUGAACGCCUCCGGCGAUGGCGGCAUGCUGGACACCUUUCUGCCCGUAAAUGGACGCAAGCUGAAGAAGCAGCAAACGCUUUUCGAGGGCGUCAGCAUGCUGGACGAGGCAGCCACCUCCUCGGCCUGCGUUUCCUCCGCUCCGUGGGAUAUCCAGGGAUCCGGCGGAGGUGGCGGAAGCACCACAUCCACCACGGCCUCCAGUUCGGUGAGCAUGACGCCGGGCAGCGACAAGAUGGACCAGCAAUCCCUCGCCUCGUUCCUGCAAAUGUCGCGGCAAACGCACAACAAUACGCAACUGGAGAAGGAGAAUGCCCACUUCAGGAUCUCGGAGGCCUGCAUCACGGCCAUCGAGCAUGUCAAGUGGAGCAGACGCUUGGCGAAGCCACCGAGUGGAGCAGCCAGCACGAAUCCCUCGGAACCGAACCUGAUGCCCUACGUGGAGCAGAUUCCCGGCGGCGUGCAGAACCACAGUGCGGAAGCGGUGGGUCUCCAGCUGAUUUCUCGCUUCAGCGAGCAGCAAUUGCCGCGAUUGGGUCACCUCAAGUGGCUGGUGUCCGAGCAGGAGGCACCGCAGCAACUGCUGCCGAUGCCGAAACCGAAGCACGAGGAUCACGAGGCGGCCAGCCUGACCAGGGGCACCGCCAGCUGGGCACCGCCGCGCCAGCAGAUCAUAUUCACCGAACAUCCCGCAGAGAAUCGCACCAAGGUGCUGCUCAAGCAAAACAAUCGAUGUGCCGGCUGUGGAAUGCGAGUGGCGAAGCAUUUGCAGCAGCACUUUCGCUAUUGCAGUUAUUUGGGAAAGUAUCUGUGCACCGGGUGCCAUCGCAACCAGAUAUCCGCCAUUCCCGCCAAGAUCCUGCGCUCCUGGGACUUUCGCUGCUAUCCGGUUUGCUCCUUUGCCUACCGCCUCAUCGAGCAGAUGUACGCCUUUCCGCUCUUCCACGUUCCCGACCUGAAUGGCCAGCUGUACAGGCACAAGGAGCUGGCGCGGGCCAGGCGCAAGAGGCUGCAGCUCCAGGCGGUCAAGGGCUUCAUAGCCAACUGUCGAUUUGCAACGAGAGAACAAUCGUUCUUCAAUGCUAUUCCGGCUCACAUUACCCAGGAUCCGGAUAUGUGGUCCAUGUGCGAUUUCGUGGACGUUCAGAACACCAGCAUGAAUCGCUCCAUCAAGGAGGUGAUCGCUCUCAGCGAGCAGCAUGUCCACAACUGUGUGCUGUGUACGGGUCGUGCCUUCCUGUGUGAGCACUGCAAGGGCGGCGAGCUCAUCUAUCCGUGGCAGCGAAGGGUGCAAAGGUGCGAUCGGUGCGGAGCCUGCUUCCAUCACGGCUGCUGGAAGACCAGGAGUCGCUGUCGCAGCCACCUCGAUCCGUGUCCCAGGUGCUCCCGCCUCCAAAAUCGAGCCAGCUAGCAUCCGAUUAAAGUGGAGUUGCUGAAACAACUUGUCGAGCAAAGUGGCGGUUGGUUAAUAUCCGGAAAAUUCAGUGAAAUCUGUACAUAUUUGCCUUGGAAACUAUGAACCCCUUAUUCACUUCACUUUUUUUAGUUAGUUUUAAUAGUUCUAUAUUUUAAAUUAGGCAUGUGUCUGAUAAGUCUCAAAUUCGACUUUAAAAAUCACAUUCUUAGGGCUUCAAAUUUAAAAUGAAUAGUUUUGCAAUAUUUACCAGGAAAAAAACGUUACUUAUUAAAUUAACAAUCAAACGUGAAUUAAAUUUCCAUUGCUUAUUAGACAAAACAUAAAAAUCAACGUUUAUAGCCCAAAAAAAAAAGGUAUUUAAUUCAUGGUUUCCAAGACAAAAUAAUACAGUUCGCCCUAGUGAUUAUAUAUAUUUGCAUAUUAACUACGAUUAUUUAUACAAAUACUGUACAUAACCAUGUAAAUUACCAAAUCUGUUACGAGAAUCGUUUACCUCAAGCGAAUGAUGGGAACCCAUGUUGAUUUUAUACAUAUAUAACAACUACGAUACGAAUAUUUAUUGCAUACAAUAUGGUGUGAUUAAAGAUUUUAUUUUCCUAACUA